GCCAUGCCACUGGCACUAUUGGCUGUCUUUUUUUGUUUUACAGUGGUCGGACUGAGUGGAUUGUAUCAUUAUUUAUCAUCCUUUUUUUACGAGCCCAACAUUUGUUACAUUAGGCUAAGACAGAAACAUGGCUGACACAAAAGUCGAAACUAGUAAGGAGAUCUCUGCCAAGGACCUGAAAGAGAAGAAGCUUGUUGAAGAGGCAGAAAAUGGAAAAGACACCCCAGCCAACGGAAAAGCUGAAGCUGAGGAGAAUGGCGAUCAGGACAAUGAUGUAGAGGAGGAUGAUGAUGAUGUGGGAGAGGAGGAGGAUGAGGAAGAUGAUGCUGAGGGUGAUGAAGAAGAUGAUGACGAUGAGGUCGAGGGUCGUGCAGGCAAGAGGGCGGCAGAGGAUGAUGAGGAUGAUGAUGACGAGGAUGAUGUUGGAACGAAGAAGCAGAAAACCGACGAUGAUUAAGAGUUUUGUGUUCAACCCGCUGGAAGCUGCUGCAACCUCUCUCCUCGACCGAUGAGCGUUUUGGAGGGAAACUGUGGUCAUCAUCAAGUAGAGUUCAACGUCCGUGUACACACACACCCAACUGCAAAUUUUUUUAGAAAACCCAAGACGUCAAAGUUCUACCUUCUUAACAAGAUACAGUACUUUAAAAUGAGAAUUUGUUUGUAUUUUUAUUUACAUUUUAUAUUUUUGUACAUAUUGUUAGGAGGUUAGCCAUUUUUCGACAGUGAUCUCUGGUUACCAAACGGUGCUUUGAAGUUGAUGCUUCUCUAUGAAAUAGACUUUACUUGUGGUUUGACCAUGUCAUGCUAUCUCAACACAAACUUGUACAAAUUUCAGAAAACAAUUAAAUUCAAAGCAUUCCAGUAACUUUGUAAUUGUACUUUAGUUGUACCAUACAAAGUUGGUUUGUAUGAGAUGGCAAGGCCAAAGAAAAGAGGUGUCUUUUCUGUCUGUUAAAUGGCUGUCUGUUGUGGCCUGUUUAAUGUAUGUGUGAAUUUCUUGAACAACAAUAAACCGGAAUCUUA
Coregonus clupeaformis (lake whitefish) is the source of this 1023-nucleotide messenger RNA. RefSeq names its product prothymosin alpha-A. The coding region runs from base 128 to 457 and encodes 109 amino acids. Gene Ontology annotation, biological process: negative regulation of apoptotic process; positive regulation of transcription by RNA polymerase II. The record is from RefSeq and is a predicted model, not a curated record. Gene Ontology annotation, molecular function: histone binding. Gene Ontology annotation, cellular component: nucleus. NCBI's taxonomy places the organism in Eukaryota, Metazoa, Chordata, Actinopteri, Salmoniformes, Salmonidae. The transcript is spliced from 5 exons.